Molecule: messenger RNA, 594 nt
Organism: Sus scrofa (pig)
Lineage: Eukaryota; Metazoa; Chordata; Mammalia; Artiodactyla; Suidae
Source: RefSeq, a predicted model, not a curated record
AUGACUCUUAUAGGCAAUGCAGUCAUGCUUUUAGUUUCACACCUGGACAACAAGCUCCACACCCCAAUAUACUUCUUCCUCUGGAAACUUUCCUUUCUGGACAUCUGUUUCACUACCUGCAUUGUUCCUCAGAUUCUGGUAAACAUACGGAGAUGCAGUAAGAAAAUCAGCUACAUAGGCUGCAUGGUUCAGUGUUCUGUGGCCUUGGCUCCUGGCUCCACAGAAUGUGUGCUUCUUGCUGCCAUGGCUAUUGACCCCUGUGUUGCAGUCUGUUGGCCCAUUCUCUGUGCUACAAUCAUGCACCCAAAAAUCUGCCACCUUCUUGCAGCCAUGUCCUGGUUUUCAAGGUUUACCAACUCACUCCUUCAGUCUUCACUGGCCAUUGUUUUGCCUUUCUGUGGCUGCUGCCAUGUGGACCAUUUCCAUUGUGAGGUCCUUGUCAUUAUCAAGCUGUCCUCUGUAGACACUGUUCGAACUGAGUUGAAUAUGCUAAUUGCUCACCUGAUCAUUCUUGCCAUUCCAGUCUGCAUCAUCCUUACCUCUCAUGUCUGCAUAGCCAUGGCUGUGGUGAGGAUGCACUCUGUUGAAGGAUGA